Aureobasidium namibiae CBS 147.97 is the source of this 1467-nucleotide messenger RNA. Its product is annotated as glutamine synthetase/guanido kinase. The transcript has 4 exons. Lineage: Eukaryota; Fungi; Ascomycota; Dothideomycetes; Dothideales; Saccotheciaceae. The coding region runs from base 1 to 1467 and encodes 488 amino acids. Gene Ontology annotation, molecular function: glutamine synthetase activity. The record is from RefSeq and is a predicted model, not a curated record.
AUGGCAAUCACCGACGACCCUACAGCUCUCAAGCUCGAAGACCUACCCGAGCUCUUGAAGAAUGACACGAGCGUCAAGCUUGCAGGAUGCGACAUUGACGGUAUCCUGAGAGGCAAGCUGGUCUCCAAGAAGAAGUUCCUCUCGGUCGCAUCUUCAGGCUUCGGCUUCUGCUCGGUCAUCUUUGGCUGGGAUAUGCACGAUCAGACCUACUUCAAGGAACUCAAAAUCUCAAACAAGGAGAACGGAUACAGAGAUCUCACAGCCCAGAUCGACCUCUCAAGUUACAGAAGGAUACCUUGGGAGAACAAUGUGCCUUUCUUCCUGGUCAGCUUCUAUGAGCCCGAAGGACAAUCCGUGUCGGCUUGUCCGAGAAGUGUCUUGGGAAGAGCCGUCGACAAGAUCAAGGCCAAAGGCAUGAGUGCCAUGGCAGGAGCCGAGUACGAGUUCUACCAAUUCAGAGCCCCUUCCGAUCCUACCGCUCCCGAGCGCAACUCGUCCAGCACAUCCAAGUUCCUGCAGGAGAACCCUCCGUCUGCUCUACCGUCCUUGACCGAGGGCAUGUUCGGGUACAGUGUGACAAGGCCGGUACACAACCAAGACUACUACUACGGCAUCUACGACGCCUGCGAGAAGUUCAGAUGCAAUAUUGAGGGAUGGCAUACAGAGAGUGGUCCCGGUGUUUUCGAGGCUGCUCUUGAGUUUGGCGAGAUCAGAGGCAUGGCAGACCGCGCAGCCCUGUUCAAGCUUACCGUCAAGUCAAUCGCCAGCAAAUUCGGCAUCACGCCCUGCUUCAUGGCCAAACCGCGCCAGAAUCUGCCAGGAAACAGUGGUCACAUGCAUGUUUCGCUAUGCGAUCCGGAUACCAAGCAGAACCUUUUCGCACGUAGCGAACCCGACCCCAACGCUCCUUACGAGGACAUCAAACACCUUUCCGAUCUAGGCCGCCACUUCCUCGCUGGUCUGAUCGAGGGUCUGCCAUAUGUCAUGCCCAUCUUCGCACCCACAAUCAACAGUUACAAGCGUCUGGUCGAAAACUUCUGGGCGCCUGUCACAGUCAGUUGGGGCUUGGAGCACCGCGCCGCCAGUAUUCGUCUCAUCGCUCCUCCUACCGCUUCUCCCAAAUCAACUCGCUUCGAAGUUCGCGUGCCUGGCGCAGACACAAAUCCAUACCUUGUUUUGGCAACUAUCCUCGCAUUGGGAUGGAGGGGUGUAGAGAAGAAGCUCGAGAUUCCUAUCCCCCCGUUAGGCAAGGGUGAGGAUGUCGGUGGUACAUCGGACAAGGGUGUCAGACUGGCCAAAAGCUUGAGAGAGGCUGUCGAGACGUUCAAGAGCAAGGACAGCAUUGCGAGAGAAGUCUUUGGCGACGAGUUUGUGGAGCAUUUCGCUGGAACCCGCGAACAUGAACUUAGACUGUGGGACGAGGCAGUCACGGAUUGGGAGUUCAAGCGCUACAUUGAGACAGUGUAG